AUGUCCAGACAAAAGUUGUUGGUACUGGAGCAAAAGUCGGUAAGUACAGCAACUUGAUCAUCUUAUAGCGGUUUUAACAUAUAUUUCCGAAUCCUUUAGAUGAGUUCAGAACUCUUCUCCUUAAUGCAUGGUGCAUUGGUUGUGGAGAUACUUAGAGAUACGAGAGGAGAUCCGGAACAAACCAAUAAAGCCUUGGAUCAGAUCGGAUUUAAUAUGGGGGUUAAGUUGGCUGAUGAUUUCUUGGCAAAGAUCCCCAAGGCUAGCAAAUGCUCUGAUAUUGCACAAACGGCCGAACUGAUAGCCAAACAAGCCUUGAAGUCAUACCUAGGUAGGAGCCUUACAAUUUGUUUUUACUGUUUUAGAUACCCCGGCCACGGUCUCGUUCCAAUCAGCGACUGUGUUUACCCUGGAGUUAGAGUCCAAUCCCUUGAUCAAUGGGUUUGUGGAGAUUCCGCCAGAGUUUUCUGGACUCAAAUAUUCGACAAUUGCUGCUGGGGCAAUCCGUGGCGCCUUGAAUGCUGUGAAUCUGGAUGUGGAGACCGAGGUUAUAGCAGAUACACCUGAUCCUACCGUCAUCAAGUGUACAUUUAAAAAUAUUAUUCAUGAAAUAUUACCACCUUCCGAAGACUAG
This is a messenger RNA of Bursaphelenchus xylophilus (pine wood nematode), 631 nucleotides long. NCBI's taxonomy places the organism in Eukaryota, Metazoa, Nematoda, Chromadorea, Rhabditida, Aphelenchoididae. The record is from the annotation of a GenBank genome assembly.